AUGAACAACAGUACAGGUCGAGAUGGAGUUCAGGAAGCAACCACAGCAAUUUUUGGGCUGCCACCACCAAAAAUUAAGGAGUACAUUACCAGACUCAUGCGUGAACAACAACCAAGAGACACAAUCAAUAAGAUGAAUACUAUUUUGGACAAUUUGCCUAACUUAGUUCAGUCUUAG
Messenger RNA from Phycomyces blakesleeanus NRRL 1555(-), 177 nucleotides. RefSeq lists its product as hypothetical. NCBI's taxonomy places the organism in Eukaryota, Fungi, Mucoromycota, Mucoromycetes, Mucorales, Phycomycetaceae. The coding region runs from base 1 to 177 and encodes 58 amino acids. The transcript is spliced from 2 exons. The record is from RefSeq and is a predicted model, not a curated record.